Messenger RNA from Stylophora pistillata, 2012 nucleotides. RefSeq lists its product as uncharacterized. Gene Ontology annotation, biological process: lipid metabolic process. The record is from RefSeq and is a predicted model, not a curated record. Lineage: Eukaryota; Metazoa; Cnidaria; Anthozoa; Scleractinia; Pocilloporidae. Gene Ontology annotation, molecular function: oxidoreductase activity.
UAUGGCGUUAUUCGUACUCGUCUAGGUGUAGUUGGAUAGUAAAAACAUAUCAUAGAGAUUAUAGGCGAAGAUGUUUUCGGAAAGGACGUUGUAAAUUAAGACAAAACUGCAAAUCCUUUACUUUUCUUUGAGAGAUUUUCGUGAAUUGUUGGAACUCAACUCUCAACUGAUUUGGCUUGUCAAGCUGCUGUUUGUUUAAUAUUUUUGUUGUAUGAACAGCUGUUAUCGGAAUUGAAGGGCACAUUUGCGGUUUGCAGAGUCUCUGCUUUAUAUGUAGAUCUCGUUCCAAACUAUUCCAUUUGCCGCAGCCGUUUACUCUCGUCUCAGGUAGAAGAAGUAAGGCAGCACCUGAUAAUCUCAUGCAAGUUUGAUGGAUAUUGUACAUGUGUCCCAUAUGGACGGUAGGCGCUGAGAUGGAAACCUCGGCCAGAAGAAGAACCAAGGAUGAUUCGUUGGCCAAGGAAAGCACUGAAUCCGAAGCGCGUCUCGAUGGAGCAAGAGUGCCGACGGAAAAUCCUCCCUUUACUCUGAAAGAUUUAAAAGAUGCCGUACCACCACAUUGCUUCGAGCGAUCUCUCCUGACUUCGAGUUUGUAUUUAUUGCUGGAUUUGACCAGCGUAUUUGUGUUCUAUGCAGCAGCAUUCUGGGCAUUUAACGCAUCUUUGCCGGUUUAUGUUCACGCCGUAUUCUGGCCGGUGUAUUGGAUAUGUCAAGGUUGCGUUGGAUUCAGCGUGUGGAUCAUCGCGCACGAAUGCGGUCACUACUCAUUCUGUAACAACAAGCGGAUCUGCGAUAUCGUCGGGCUAAUCUUACACACUGCACUUUUUGUCCCGUAUCAUUCAUGGCGUUUAUCGCACGCGAAACAUCACCGAAAUACCAAUCGAAUGGACGGUGACGAAGCGUUCGUCCCUAACACAAGAAGCCUUUUAAGGUCGGAGAACGACUUAGAAUUUCCAAAUAUCUUCUUCAGGUGUUUUCAUAUUGUUAAAUACCUAACUAUCGGUUGGCCGGCGUAUCUUUUUUUUCACGCUCGCGGCAGACCUUAUAAGGCAAACCGUCUGCGACCGAGUCAUUUCAAUCCAUAUGCUCCCAUUUUCUCUCCCGGUGAUUUCUGGGAUGUGAUCGUAAGCGAUGUGGCCUUGCUCGUGUGGAUUGGUAUCCUGUACUUUCUCAGCGCUCAUGUGUACUCGUUUGCAUGGUUGGGGUGCCUGUACGUGGUGCCCCUCAUGAAUGUUAACAUGUGGUUAGUAAUAGUUACCUACCUACAGCACUCCGAUGUUAGGGUGCCGCACUACGCCGACGAGGAAUGGACUUGGCUUAAGGGGGCGCUGUGCACUGUCGACCGGGAUUAUGGAAUCCUAAACUAUGUGUUCCAUCACCUUACGGACUGCCAUGUAGCUCACCACUUGUUUUCCUACAUGCCCCACUACCACAUGGCGGAGGCCACUGAAGCCAUUAAGCCUGUACUUGGACGGUAUUACGCCUAUGAUGGAACCCCCUUUUGGAAAGCAUUAUGGAAAACUGACAGCUACUGUCGAUUUGUCGAGGACAGCGGCAAAAUCUUAUGGUAUAAAUUCUUGCCUGAGCAUUGAUAUAACUACCGAAACUGCGAAAAAUUGGUUGCAUACUAGAAAAAUGUUGAUAGUCACUGCUGUUUACUUGAGGAGAACGGAAAAAUGUUUGGUUUCAGUUCUUGCCAAAACAGCGAUAAAACACUUAAACUACGAUUCGAUUUCACUAACUUAUAUUACCAAACGUUGAAAAUAUCAAGCCUGGAAAGUUUUUAUCAGAGCUAUUACUUAGCCAUCAAGUUGUUUGCGAUAAUUUCUUGCUCUAUGAUGACAAAAUAGAACUUUCAUCAGGUAUUUGAUACUAUGGAGGCAGUUUUUGCAAAAUUUAGCAGUUCUGUAAAAUGAUUAUUAAUUCAUGACAGCGAACUAGACGAAAUUGUCAGUGCUUGUCUUCCUUUAUACAUUAUAAAUGUACACAAUAAAAUCCAGGUUUUUUCCUCA